This is a messenger RNA of Mycena indigotica, 3426 nucleotides long. Its product is annotated as MYND-type domain-containing protein. The transcript has 3 exons. Bases 1 to 3426 code for a protein of 1141 amino acids. Lineage: Eukaryota; Fungi; Basidiomycota; Agaricomycetes; Agaricales; Mycenaceae. Gene Ontology annotation, molecular function: DNA-binding transcription factor activity, RNA polymerase II-specific. Gene Ontology annotation, cellular component: nucleus. The record is from RefSeq and is a predicted model, not a curated record. Gene Ontology annotation, biological process: regulation of transcription by RNA polymerase II.
AUGGCGCGACCAUUAGCCUUUCGAAACAGAGCCUUUCAUCCCAUCAGCAACUCCGGUCCCGCAACGUCGUUGCUGCGAGAUGUCGCUCCAGAGCACUCUGUCAACAUAUUGGCCCUGGGAUGCGGUGACAUACGCAACGUUCUGUACACCAUUUACUCUGAAUCGAAGAAUCUGAACCGCAAGUUGGAUUUUACCUUUUGUGACAUUGAGCCAGCGGUGCUGAGUAAGACGUCUCAACUCGCGCCAGCAUUUCUGAAGUAUUUCACAGCGCGCAACAUCAUAUUGCUCACGAUGAUACUCGAUAACGUCGACAUCGACACCAUCUGGAAUCUCUUUCUUCAUAUCUACAUCGACCACAAAACCCUUGAUGGCCUCGUGUUGCAUUGUAACAAGUUGUUGCAACUCAGUACCCACAACGACUGGGCUGCCUCGGACUACGGCAAGAGCAUUCACAUCGGCUCUGAGCACACGUUCGAUGAAUUCCGCGUCCACUUGGUGUUGUACACUCAGAUGAACAGUCUUCCGGUCACUCGUCUUGCGGCGCUGAAGGCUGACUUCAAGAAGCUUUCGCACUCGGAAGCGGCUGUUUUUCUCCAAACAGCUACCCUAUAUCCGAGGGAGGUUUCAGACGUCUGUUACGAUUUAUUCAAGGCAUACUGGAAAGUGGGCACAACCUUCGCCGAUAUCACGGACAUCUCUGAAGCGACGCUACUUAAUCCAACAUUUGUUUACUCAGCGGCAGGCCAGGCUGCUCAGAUCCAUCGCACAACCAACCCAGCUUCACCAUUUCACUUCACAGAAUUAUUCGUCAAGGGUCAAACCACUGCUCAUGAGAUGUAUGAGAUGGCCAAGGCUCAACUCGCCACCUGGAGCUCUGCAUUUCGUGUUGCUAUCCAAUCUCAUGGUUCGUCGCUGGUUAUUCGCUUCAUUGCCAGCGACGCAUUGGCUCUUUGUCGUACCAUAGCGUCAGGACAUAGCUCCAUAUCGCUUCCCGUUUCCCAAUGGUGCUCCAGAGUCGUCCAAGUCGAUCAAGACCUUCCUUUGUCAUUUCACGUGAUUGACACAUCCAGUAUCUCAGACCGCAUAGGGAUCCUCAACAUUCUUGCUGUUACAGCUCCGCUUCUUGCGAGUGACGGUGCGCUUUAUACCGAGACAGCCAUCCCUCUGGCGGUGGAUAGGAAAAAGCCCAAGCCCAAGCUCGCUAAGGAGUUUCUCGAACAACUUCAUGGCGACGUCGAUACCAUCUCUUUUUUGUUCGGAGUGUAUCCGGUUGAUUAUCUAGCGGGGUAUGCCUCGCGAAGCUUCACCAUCUCAGGCAGAGGAUUUUGCCAAUCAGUAACCUGGAAACGGCCCGCGUCGGUCGAUUCCACCGCCCGUUCCGUCACGAUCGCUUGGGAUGAAUGCGAGCUGGGGCGGUUGCUGUUUGCGCUGUACAAGCGCGUUUUCUCCGUUGAAGAUGUCAUUCAGUGGACGACUUUGAGCAUGAAUCGCGACGCAUUCAACAAGUCCCUCAAGCUGGGCAAUCACCUCCCCUACACGCGCGAGAGCUUCGUGGUGAUACUCCGCUCUAUUCGCCACAAUUUCCACAUCCAAGACGUCGCGUGGAGGCAGGUCAUGGACGAGUUCCUGGCCCGGCCGCGCGCGUUUGGAUUCGACAAUGCAUUCACUAACGAAAUUGUCGCGCUCCUUCAUAUCAAUGGCCUUUACUCCCCCGCAGCUCUUGAAACGACCACACUCCGAGUCAGACCGUUCGCUGCCUGGACGGAAGUCCCGCCAGUGGUCAAAAUAUAUCUUGUCGUUCCCCUCGAAAAAGUCCAAAUCGUCCGUGAACUCGCUGAAAAUACCGAGGACCCUGUCUUCCAGUGCCGAAUGCAUGACGGAGCGUCAACACGCUUGUUCAAUUCGGUAGACGCAUUCUUCGGCACCCUCGUAAACAUUGGCACAGAGAGUCGGCCCAGGGUAGUCCCCCAACCUGGGCCAUUCUGCUCAUCACCGUUCGUGCUGUCAUUCCUUACCUGUGCCGCAGACCUUACUCGCAACAACUUGCACGUGUCGUUCAAUGUCCGGCAGACUUUUGGAUCGCUGGAGUACUCCUUCAAUCUCUUGGGCCCACAUCAAGAGAUAUUUUCUGCGAGUCUUCUGGAUACACGAUAUGUCCAUAUUGUGCCCCAUGACAUUUCGCUGCCCCGCAUGGACAACUUGCUACCCUCUACGACUACGCAGAUCACUCGCCCUGUGUUGGAUGACAAGUGCGAGUCAUUGCGAGGUUUGUCGAGCAAAAUUCAGAUUAUCGACGGUGAUGCCGCGGUACACCAAACUUCUCCGUGUUCGCUGCAGGUCUCUGUUGCAAGCCAUUCAUAUUCUGUCCAUUUUCCGAUUCCUGUGCGUGGAUUGUUCGCCCAGGUCACCAAAGGACGAGAUUUGGAGCUGUUUGUGCCACCUUCUCGCGCUCUGCCGGACUCCGGUCUGCAUGGAAAUCCCUUCCCGACCGCGGGGCACCAGUCUGGCGUUCACUCCUGGAACCUCACGCGCCUCAAUUUGGCGCAAUGUCCGAUUAUAUCAAAUCCAGACUCGUCAUGGUGCGAAAAGAGACUCGGGAUGAUAUCACAGCGCGAGGCGACUCUACAUCGUGGCAAUGACCCCACCGCGCUUAGCAUGACCAAAAGCAUACUUGGGCUCGUCCUUUCAAGCGUCAGCGGCGUGUAUCCGACCAACGGCAAUAGGAUCUUCGAGUUGUCGGAGAAAGAAGCCGAAGCGAAUCAAGAAGCCGACACAACCGAAGAAAUCGAAACAGACGAAGAAUCUGAAACAGACGAAGAAUCCGAAACAGACAAAGAAUCCGAAACAGACGAAGAAUCCGACCCGGAAGAGGAAGCCGAGUCAGACGGGGAAUCCGAAACAGACCAUCCCAGCCUCGUCCUGUUUGUCGACGGACUGAAGCUUGACCUCCCAUCGGACAGCUUUUUUGCAGACGUGUAUGCCUUGGAUGUGAUCCAACCAGAAGCGUUAGCGGCGUACAACGAGCUCAAGGCGACGACACUGUCAAACAUCACCCCUUUAUGUCUCAACACAAGCAAUGUGGCCGCGUGGAGGCAGAUGGUUUCCGCCCUGGCUGAAUGCUCUCGCUCGUGGGCCCACCUCCCAUCCUGUGCUGCCAACGAAUUAUGCAAUUGCGGACAAGGCCAGGAUGUUGCGGCGGUGAAAGAGCAUUCGGAAUGGGCCCCGCUCGCGCCAUUCCUCACGAGAGUCGCGCUCACGCCGCUGUUCCCUGUGCCGCUUUUGGAAGUGAUGGAGAGCUGUGCAGUUUGCGAAGAGGGCGGCAAACCCAAUCUCCUCCGCUGCUCCCGCUGCACGCGUGUUUAUUACUGCUCGCAGGAGUGUCAACGCAAGGACUGGAAGGAGCACAAGCCCAGUUGCAAGGUGUAG